Molecule: messenger RNA, 2488 nt
Organism: Enterospora canceri
Lineage: Eukaryota; Fungi; Microsporidia; Enterocytozoonidae
Source: the annotation of a GenBank genome assembly
AUGGAUCAGUAUCAUAUCAUAGGAGUCACAGAAUCAUGGUUAGACACGUCGAACAGAGAUUAUAUUGCAGAAUUUCAGUUAUCUGGUUAUACAAUUUUUAGCUGUGAAAGAGAGAACAGAAUUGGUGGUGGUGUAAUCCUAUAUAUUCACAGCUCGCUCCAUCCGAUCUCCAUUAAAACAGAACCCAUCAACGGAGUGGACACAGUUUUUAUCGAAUUAAAGAAUAACGCGAGUAGAAAAAUACUUGGACUGAUUUACAGACCACCGGGACGCUCCGCUGAAAUUGACCGUUUGCUUUUCGAAUCAAUCUCCGAAACAAUUAGUCAAUGCGAGACAAUCAUUAUGGGCGAUUUUAACUUGCCAGUAGCGAGAUGGGGAAAUCCGUUAAGAUCACAUACAGGACACGACCUGUACACGAAUUUAUUAGAGAGCGAAUUACACCAACACGUUCAUGAACCGACGCGAGAUUUAAAUACCCUUGAUCUCAUUCUCUCAACAAGCAAAGAUCUAGUCAGCAACGUAAAUGUUGGCCCAGUUUUCAGCUCAAGCGACCAUCGGAUAAUUACGUUCAACUUGAGAAUGAAGGAAAUAAAAGUAAAUGACAGUAAGGAGAGGGUACCAAAUUACCAAAGGGCGAAUUUCACCAGAAUGCGAAUAAUUCUAGAAGACACCGACUGGAGUGAACUGUUAUCAGAGUCAGAGUCAGAUAUUGAUAAGUCAUGGGAGGCCUUUACCACAAAGCUGAACGAAGCUAUAAGCGUAUGUGUACCGUAUCGUUACAGACGUUCAGCAAGGAAGAACAAACCAAAAUGGUGGAACGAAGAGAUAAAAAACAGCCUCUCUCUCAAAAAACACGCGUAUGAUAAGUAUAUAUCAACUAAAAACCAAGAUGACAAAGUAGAGUUUGACAGAGCUCGUAGCGAAACUAAGAGAUUGAUAAAGCGUAGCAAGAAAAACCUGGAAGAAUAUAUAGCGGAAUCAUGUAAAUCUAAUCCUAAAGAAUUUUAUAGUUUUGUUAAGAGUAAAAAAGCCCUUACCUGUAAUAUCGGUCCACUUACUAAAGGACAAGGAAAUCACACAAACGACGAAAAUGAAAUGGCUACAAUCCUUAAUAACUUUUUUGCAUCCGUAUUUACAGAAGAGGAUUGUUCAUCGUUUCAGCCACUUGAGACUAGAAGAACCGAAAACUUCUUAAAUAAUUUACUCAUCGUAGAAAGUGACGUUGUACAAAAAAUCGAUAAGAUGAAAACUAAUAAAACCCCUGGACCAGAUAAAAUUUCCCCGAGAAUCUUGAAAGAGGUCAAGCAUCAGAUCAGUAAACCGCUUGCAAUCAUAUUCAAUAAAUCCUUAAGAAAUGGUAAAGUUCCAUCAGAUUGGAAACGUGCAAAUGUAACACCAAUCUUCAAAAAGGGGGAUAAGUCACAACCCGGAAAUUAUAGGCCAAUCAGUCUGACGUCAGUAGUAUGUAAAUUAAUGGAGACAAUCAUUCGUGACAAUAUGGUGAAAUUCCUUGAAGAUAACGAUAUAAUAAAACCUUCACAACAUGGUUUUCGUAAUAAACGUUCAUGUCUAACUAAUUUAUUAGACUUCUUUCACAAUGUUUUUGACACGUACGAUGAAAGCAGAGCAGUAGAUGUCAUAUAUCUGGAUUUUCAAAAGGCCUUUGACAAAGUACCUCAUCAACGAUUGCUUAAUAAACUAAAGACUCACGGUAUCUCUGGUAGCAUUUACAAUUGGCUUCAGGACUGGCUCUCUGAACGUAAACAGAGAGUAGUCUUAAACGGUGUCUCCUCUCAAUGGUUAAACGUAAAAAGUGGCGUACCACAGGGUUCAGUACUUGGCCCUAUUUUGUUCCUGAUAUAUGUUAAUGACAUAGACGAUGGGAUCUCAUGCAAAAUAUCGAAAUUCGCUGACGAUACGAAAAUUGCCAGUAAAGUAACUACGACAAGUGACAGAGAAGUCUUACAAUCAGACCUUGAUCGACUAACGUCUUGGGCCAAUAAAUGGCAAAUGAAAUUUAACGUUGAUAAAUGUAAGGUACUACACAUCGGAAGAAAUAAUGAUCACGUUCAGUACUCAAUGAAUGGAAAACUACUUACUGCAGUGAACAAGGAAAAAGAUCUAGGAAUCACAAUAUCAAACGAUUUAAAACCCAGUCAGCAUUGCUCAGAGGUAGUUAAAAUUGCUAACAGAUUGGUCGGCUUUAUUGGGCGUACUUUCGAAAAUAAAUCAGAAAAAGUCAUACUAAAACUGCAUAAUUCACUAGUACGACCUCAUCUUGAGUAUUGCGUACAGUUUUGGUCCCCAUAUUACAGAAAGGACAUUGACAAACUGGAAAGAGUCCAGCGUAGAAUAACAAAAAUGAUUCCAAGGCUGAAAAAUAAACCUUAUGAAGAAAGACUCAAAGAAUUAAACUUAUUCAGCCUAGAAAAACGAAGGAUGCGAGGAGAUUUAAUUGAAAUGUUCAAAAUAAUUAAAGGAUUUGAUA